Aspergillus aculeatinus CBS 121060 is the source of this 1135-nucleotide messenger RNA. RefSeq names its product pyrroline-5-carboxylate reductase family protein. Gene Ontology annotation, biological process: L-proline biosynthetic process. The transcript is spliced from 2 exons. NCBI's taxonomy places the organism in Eukaryota, Fungi, Ascomycota, Eurotiomycetes, Eurotiales, Aspergillaceae. The record is from RefSeq and is a predicted model, not a curated record. Gene Ontology annotation, molecular function: pyrroline-5-carboxylate reductase activity. Bases 146 to 1135 code for a protein of 329 amino acids.
GGCCCGUACGCUUCGCUUCUCACUCACAAUUUUCGCCAGUCCUCAUAGCAUAUAAGCAAUUGCACUUAGCGUUGCACAGCUUGUCAAUUCGCCGUCGCUUCUAUCGCCACAGCACACAACCUCUACAUCCAACCACCUCGGAACAAUGUCGACCAACCCAACCAGCGAGCAAACGCUCAGUAUCAUCGGCUGCGGAAACAUGGGCACAGCCAUCCUCAAUGGCCUCCUGAAGGCCCAGUCCCAAGCCCAGACCACACCCCCGAGCACCAGCACGACCCCAGCGCUCCCCAAAUCCUACAUCGCAACCACCCGCAGCGCCACCUCGUCCACCAAACUCACCAACCUGUUCACCCCCUACCUCACGCGCACCGACCCAGACAGCCCCAAGGUAACCAUCCUCCACGGACCGAACGCCAACCUCACCGCCAUCCAAAAAGCCACCACGAUCCUGCUCUGCAUCGACCCCGCCGACAUCCCCACCUUCUUCGCCGACGCGACCCUCCGCGCCGCCCUCUCCGGCAAAUUCCUCAUCAGCAUCGCCGCAGGCUGGACCCGGUCCGCGCUCUUCAGCCUCGUGCCGGACAUCCACGAUCUCCAGAUCCUCCGCACCCUGCCCAACAUGGCCGCGCUCGUGGGGCAGAGCAUCACUGCGAUCGAGGUGCCCCCUGGCGCCCCUACUGAUACCAGCGAGGGCAGAGCCAACCCCACCGAGGCUCACAUCACGUUGACGCAAACGAUCUUCUCGGCCGUGGGCCAGACGCAGCUCAUCCCGCCGGCCCAGAUGACCGCCUUCACGGCGGUGGGGGGCUCGACGCCGGCGUUCGUGGCCGUGUUCGCGGACGCGCUGAUCGAGGGCGCUGUGGCGAUGGGGUUUCCGCGGGGGGAUGCGCAGACGACGGUGCUGCAGGCGUUGAGGGGGGCGACGGCGUUGAUGCAGGAGGGCGGUCUGCAUCCUGCUCUCCUCAGGGAUCAGGGGACGUCGCCCGGGGGGUGUACGAUGGGCGGGUUGAUGGUGUUGGAGGAGCGGGGGUUGAGGGGCACGGUGGCGCGGGGGAUGAGGGAGGCGGUUUCGGUGGCGGGGUUGAUGGGGAGGCAGGCGGAGGGGGGGGAGGGGUUUGUUAAUGGGACGCGGUAG